AUGGCAGGAAAUGAGGAUCUAGCUUAUUUGCCCAUUGAAAAACUUAAUCAGUUAAAAUUCGUUUGUGGAAAGCAUUUUAAAAAUAGCGAUUUUAAGAAAAAAGGAACACAGCUGAAGAAAACGGCUGUACCAUCAAUAAGGCUUACUUCUAAGCCACUUCCAGACUCCAUUCUGGCAGAAUUUCCCUGUCACCUUUUCAAAGAACAAGUCUCACGAGAAGAUGAGCCAUCAACUUCUUCUAUUCCUCAACCUCACGUUCCACCCAUUUUAGAACAACCGUUACAUUCUUUUACUCAACACGAAGAAAUUGCUACGAUUGAAGAAGCCUAUCAUAUUUUUAACGAAGAUGAUGUUCCGCCAGUGCAAUACACCGUGAAUAUUACUACAAGUGAACAAUGCACUAUUAAGAAAGAUGUUCCAUCAACAUCUUCAAUGGAUUUUUUACCAAUAAAAUCAACAGAACUUACAUUAGAUGGCAGCAAAAAAGCUGCGCAAAUAAAGAGUAGGCGACCAGAGAAAAUGUACGAUCAAAAUGUCUCUCCACGAAAAAAGAAACUAAUGAAAAAGGUUGAACAUUUAAAAUCGAAAAUGAGAAUAUUUAAAAAAAGGGCAAACGAUGGUCUGAAGAUGAAAAAGCUUUAG
This is a messenger RNA of Manduca sexta (tobacco hornworm), 642 nucleotides long. RefSeq lists its product as uncharacterized. NCBI's taxonomy places the organism in Eukaryota, Metazoa, Arthropoda, Insecta, Lepidoptera, Sphingidae. The record is from RefSeq and is a predicted model, not a curated record. The transcript is spliced from 5 exons. Bases 1 to 642 code for a protein of 213 amino acids.